Molecule: messenger RNA, 4532 nt
Organism: Schistosoma turkestanicum
Lineage: Eukaryota; Metazoa; Platyhelminthes; Trematoda; Strigeidida; Schistosomatidae
Source: the annotation of a GenBank genome assembly
CGAAAUUCUUAUAUAAGUCAUUGUCUGAUGAUUUCGUAUAUAUAAUAUCAUUCAAAUACUCGCAAGUUGAAAAAUCAGAUGUCAACUCCUGGUUUGAGAAAGUGUACAUCUAAUUCAGACCUAUUAAAUUGCACAGUUACUACAAAUUGUAACCCAGUUAGAGCAUUUUAUGAAUUACCUGACGGUAAAUCAACCUCCGCUCAAAUAGUCAAAGAAUCAAGAGAUUGGCUCCAUUCAGUUUCAACAUGUAGACCAUUUACACCCAAAGACAAAACAAGGUCAUUAUUAAGCACAUCUGAUACAAGAACUGGCUAUAGACCACCUAGCGCUUUCACCGUCACUGCGAAAUCUUUUGACCCUUAUGAAAUACCAAGUAAACCGUUUGUCCAUUUGGAACCGAUUCAUGUAAAAGAUACAAAUGUUACGAAACAAUCAAAGGUUAAUAAAAUUGAUGCGAAACUUGUAACUAGAAAAUCUAGAAACCCGGAUGAUGGAUUCCGAAGCCGUCACUCUGCAGCAUCAUCUCAAUCCAGUGGAUCCAUGGGAGAAUCUGACAGUCAUACAAAUUCACCACGUCUGGAACUUGUCGGCAAACAGACUCGUUUGAUCUAUCCGAUAAAUGUUAGGCGUCCAGUUUAUUCGAAUAAUAAAUCAGAACGAUGCAUCACCCCAAAAUCUCCAAACAAUGGUUGUAACGAACUCCAAACGGAACUGAAUAAAACUAAAAAUAUCACUUCUAAAAUCAGUCCUAUUCUACCCGAUAGCUAUGCUUCCAGUAAUAAAAAAACAACCACAACAACAACAGCAUCGCCAACGAUUUCCUCACAUCCUUAUUAUCAUAGUCCUUCUCAAUCGUCAACAUCCUCAUCGAUAGAUAGUAGUCAACAUUUCCGACCAAAUACUCCGAUUGAUUUAUUCCUGUUGCCAAAUAAAACAACUUUACCUAUUGAAGAAGAUAAAUAUCAAUUUCGAUGUAAUGGUAUUCGUUCUGCGGUCACGGGGACAAGUACAAGUACAGAAUUUACUAAAUCAAUUGUCAAUGAGAAUAAACCUAAAUCUUGUGGCCCACAUCAACGUUCAGUUAAUUACGAUGUAAUUAAUGUAAAUUUAUGUGAUAAAUUUCAAACAUCUGCAUCUGGUGAUUCCGGUUUGUCAUCUGUUACAGAAUUAGAUCAUUUAAUUAAUCAACUAAAUGAGUUGUCAUUAUCAAAAUCAUCAACAAAAGCAACCAUCUCAUCAUCCUCAUCGUUUUCAUCCUGUUCAAAUUUGCAAGUAUCAUCCAGAGACAACGAUGAAUCAUCCAUUCAGGAACAAUAUCAAAAGUUAAGUCAUAGAGGCGACAAAGUUGCAUCUUCAACAAAAACAAUACAACAGUCGAUGGACAAAGAAGAAACCGAUCAUUCAGAUUUGAUAACAAACAAAUCAAACGAAAAUGAAAUCAUAGAUUUACUAAAUCGUAUACAAAAUUGUAUCAGUGAAUUCGAUUUAGAUGGGAAUCGAAAUUUUCCAAAUCGUUCAAUGUUACUGAAAGCUGUUUUCGACUUGAUUAAUUAUUCUUCAGCAAGGAUUCACUUAGCAGUAGCUAGAUUGAUACUAAACAUGAAUGUAACUGGCAGAAAUUUGUUGAACAUUUGUAAACUUGUCUACAAAGUGGCCAAAAAUGCUGAUAACGAUUGCUUAUUUCUAGAAAAUUCUAAUACACUUGAUAUUUUGAUUGACGCCUUACAAUCAUUGGAAUUGUCCACUAUAUCAAUCUCUCUUGCCUCAUCUGCGGCCUCCCCGUCAACAAUUUCAUCAAGCUCAUCAUCACUAUCACCAAUAUAUUUUUCAAUGAAUAAUCUAUUACAAAAUUCCACAUUAUUUUGUAUACAUUUAGAAAGUUUAGUAUUUUUAACUGGUACAAUAAAAUUCCUUAUAAGCAAUAACAAUUUUAUGCAGAAAUUUCUUUCGAACACAAAUUUCUUAUCAAAUUUAAUGACUAUUCACAAGUACAUCUAUGAAAUGUUAAUUUAUUUAUGGAAGAAUGGAAAAUAUUUUUGUUUAGUGAAUCCUGUUGAAAAUCAAGUGCAUUAUAAACGCAAUCAUGAUAAUGACAUUGUUAGUAAUAAUAAUGAGGAUGUAUACAGAAAUCAAAUUAGUAAAUUUAUUCAACACGCAUAUCACAUCAUAGUGCAGGUUACCGAGAUAUUUUGUUAUUUAAGCUCAAUGGAUUCAUUUCGUCCAAAACUAAUUGCAAAUAAUGGUAUAUUGGAACAUAUUGUAAAUUGUAUAAUCAGUUAUAAAGAAUUAGAUGAUGAAUUGUUGAAAACAAAUCACAGUAUAAUCACCACUCCUGAUAUGAAUAAUAAUAAUAAUAAUAAUCAAAGUGAAAUAGGAUUCAACUCUUCAGAAUUUUAUACUAUAUAUUUCAAUUGGAUUAGAUGUUUAUCUCAUUUAACUGAACAUGCAGAUGUUUGUUAUUAUUUAGAAAAUUGGUUAAUUCCAUCUAGCAAAGAUAUGAACAUUAAAUUAUCAGUGAGUACGAAGCCAAACAAUUUGAUUAAUGCAUGUCAAACUGUAUCAACACAAAUUGCAGUAUUGUGUUAUGCUUUGACCGAUUUCAUCUACAUUUUUGAAGAUAAACACGAACUUGUUGUAAGAAUAGCCUAUGUACUUGGCAAUCUGGCGGCUAAAUGUGAACGUGCACGUUUGGCAAUAAUACCUAAUCAAACUUCUUUGUUGAAAUUAUGCAGUCUGUGCCAUCGAUAUAAAGAAAUACAAAAGUCUAUUCAUCAAUCUGAUCAGUUUACGAAUAGAACUAAUUCAACUAUUGUUGAAUUUAACGAUACUGAUUCUCUAAACGACAGUAUGACUCAUAAACUGAACAACUCUGUCAAAUCAACCUAUUCAUUACAAUAUGAUAUUUUAGUGAAAUUAUUACGGGUCAUAGCAAAUGUCAGCAUUAGUAAUACGGUUGGAUUAAUCUGCACAACAAACUUUGAUUGCAUAAAUUUAAUUUUAGAAAUUAUUAAUUAUCAAACUAUUGGAGAGCCCAAUGAAUUACUGUUAAACUGUUUUGCAAGCCUAAAUAACUUGACUUACUAUAUAAAAUUGGAAUCAACUGACCAGUCUACUACAAAACAAUGUGAAAUAGCUGAAAUUUUAUUGCGUGUAAUAUCGAAGACUAAUUGCCAUCAAGAUGAAUUUCUUGGUAUCAUACGUGUGUUUGGCAAUCUAACGCGACAUACUGCAAUAAGGCAAUGGUUAUCUAAUAAUAGUAGUCAAUUAUUACAAGUCAAAUCUUUGCCAGCUGCGAACAAUAUCACUCCAAUUCGUAGUAUUAAUAAUGAUAAUGAUAACACAGAUUUGAAGAAUUUAAUUCAACAGAACGCAUUUCUAUAUUUAGUAAUCCAAGCACUGGAUUCUCCACGACCAGAUAUUGUUUAUAGUACAUUAGGUGUGUUGAUCAACUUGAUGACAGAUUUAAACCAACGACCGAUGUUACGAAUGCUGGGAGGUCUAUCAAAACUUGUAGAAAUUCUUCGUGAUUUUGCUGGAUAUGACUGGCAAUUAGCUGGAUUAACAUGUAAAACAUUAUGGAACUACACAGAACUGGUUGAUAAUUCACUUACGGAAAUUCUCGAUCAAGAAAUAAUGAAUGAGUUGUUCAGUUUACUAACUAAAUUUACUGAUGAAGAAUUUAUUGCACAACUGCACAAAUCAAUAUUAUCAAACAGUCCAGUAGCUGAAUCAGAUUGCUUAUUACUAUGGGAGUCUGCAUGGUCUGGUGAAUUUCUUCCUUUCGCAACUGAACUCCUACGUCGUUUGUCAAAUGCGCAACAAUGAAUUUAUUAAAUCUCAAAAAAGAUACGGAUUUGUUUUAAUUUACCUUAUUCGAUGGAAUGCAAUACUGUGAUUUUGGAGAGAAAAAAAACAGUUACAAUAUCAAGCUAUUAUGAGUGUGCAAAAACUAGAUUCUCAAGAUUUAUUUAAACAAGUGUUUAGUUAGGACUACUACGUAUAAACCUGAUAACUGCCUAUAUUUCUUUCAUACUAUUCGUAAUUAUUUAUUCAAUUUUUUUUUUUAUAUAUGAACAUAUUCUGCUUAUAUGAUUUUUACUGAAGUUCUAAUAUUAUUUGACCAGAAUCACUAUACAUAUAUAUUUCCUUUUAGUCCAGCUAAUUCCUGCUAAUAAUAUCACUUAAACAAGAAACAUUUUUUUUUUACUAUUUAUGCUAAGUACAACAUUAGUUGAUGUUAGUCUUAAAAAGAUUUGUUACAGAUGAGAAUUAUCCUAAAUACUACUGAUUGUUUGUUGUCAGAGAGAUAGCCAAACAGUAGUCAUACAAGAAUUCUGAAAGUUCAGUUUUUAGAUUUGUAUGAUUCAUUUCUUUGUACUGUUUACUUUUUUAUUUUCUUAAAUUAAUUUUAGUAAUAGGUUAUAAAUACUUAGUUUUCUGUUAUGUAGGGUUGACUUUACAAAUCCUUGAAAACUCAGCAGCUAGAUAUCAGUCAGAUACAUUGUAAACUGCUUAUUGGAAUUAAAAUAAAU